This is a messenger RNA of Carassius auratus (goldfish), 1730 nucleotides long. RefSeq names its product GTPase IMAP family member 7-like. The transcript is spliced from 2 exons. The record is from RefSeq and is a predicted model, not a curated record. Bases 122 to 1117 code for a protein of 331 amino acids. Gene Ontology annotation, molecular function: GTP binding. Lineage: Eukaryota; Metazoa; Chordata; Actinopteri; Cypriniformes; Cyprinidae.
GAAGCCAGCCUUCACCAUUUUUGCAACGACAUUCUGCGGCAUUUUUCUCCGUGUUGCGAUCACACAAACCAUAAUUAAGUAUAAAUAGUAAACCAUUUGGACCGACACUGAACAAACAGUAAUGCAGCCAACUUCGGACAAGCUUUGCCUUCUUUUGAUCGGUAAAACCGGUUCAGGAGUGAGCGCUUCUGCAAACACUAUCCUGGGAGAACAAAAGUUUGAUUCCGCGAAGAGCCUGAACUCAAUCACCGACAGAUGCCAAAAACACACAGCUGAAGUGUCAAACAGAAGAGUUACAGUAAUUGACUCUCCAAACCUCUUUAAUUCAACUGACAUUGAUCUGACAGUGGAGUUAAAGAGAGGACUGGUGAUGUGCUCUUCUGGAGUCCACGCAAUCCUUCUGGUUUUCCCUUUACACACUUUCACUCAGCAAGAUGCAGAUACCAUAUUCUUGUUCAAGCAGAUGUUUGGUGAAAACGCCAUGAAACACACAUUAGUCUUGUUCACACAUGGAGAUGAGCUUCAAAAUAAAUCAAUCAGUCAACUCAUUAGACGUAAUGCAGAGCUGUCCAAACUAACAGAGGAGUAUGGAGGGAGAUAUCACUUACUGAACAACAAAGAUCUGAAUGACAGAGAGCAGGUCACCAAACUCCUGAUGAAGAUCCAGCGAAUGGUGUCUGAAAAUGACAACAGCUGCUACACUUUACAAAUGUUUGAGACUCAGUCACUCGACAUAUUUCUGAAGCCAAAGUAUUUGUAUGUGGUCAGUGUUGUCAUUGUGAUAGCUUUGGGUUGUGUGAGUAUGGAGAAUGUAGGGUCCUGGGAUUUUAAAGCAUUUCUACAUGCUUGUGCUGGGGGAGUUUUAUCAGCAUUGGCAGGUGUUGCUUCCGGACUCAUUUGGACAAAUAUAUGGAAAAAUAAGUGCCGUAAGGCUGGGAAAUGUACAAAAAGUCUUCUGAAAAAUCUGAAAGUGCUGGGAGUCUUGUGUGGCUGUGGUGCUGGAGGAAUCAGUGUGUUUAUUCUGGGUCCAGUGGGGUUAACAGCUACAUUAUUGAGAGGAACAGAGGGGGGUGUCAUGGCUUAUACCACAAUGAUGAAACAUUGCAGAAAGUUAUGAUGAAUUAGUCAUUCUCAGUAUGGUCACAAAAAUAUUCAUUUUCUUUUUUUAUAUAUCAUUAGCAUUGCCGUUGUUAAAAACUUAACUGUUAUAAUAUGAAGAGUUCAGAUGCAAAACCUUCUAAAAUCCAUCUGAAAAUCUCCUUUAAAAUUUGCAUUUAUAUUUGGCUGUUUAUGUUCAGUAAAUUCACUUUAAUGUCAUUGAAUAUCUUCUUCUCAUUACCAUUAUAGUGAAAUGACUUAAACAUAGGAGCUUGAUAAAAAUGCUAAUUUUGGAAGAAAAUUUCUGAUGACUUUUAGAGGGUUUUGAAUCUGAACUCUUCAUAUAUUGAUUUACUCUGAUCAGUGUUGUGUCUCAUAAAAAAAAAGAAAAAAAAGAUAAUUUGUUAUGGUUAUAAAGUCCUUUGAUUAAACAAUGAAAAAUAAAAAGUAUAAUAAACAAAGACAAUAUUAUUUGAGCAGAUUUACGUUUAUUGUAACAAUGUCAGAAUGUUAAUAAAUAAUUACCAACGACUUAAAUGGCAGAAAUCCAAACAGAAACUGCUUGAAAAUCAGAUAUCUAAAUGAUGAGUCAAGGUUUGGUGCAAAUAAAAACAAGGAAAUAAUACAAUAUA